AUAUGAGAGCAUAUGAUAUGACCACCUGCAAAAACACCAAAUCCCAGAUCCACUACCACCACGCGCAUUCCCCUCCUUCGUCGUAGGGUUUAUCCCACUCGCCCCGAGUUGACUCACCCGACUCGCUCAUGAACCGGAACCACAAUUACAAGAACAGCAGCAAUGCCUCCAACAAAGAGAUGGUAAUCAUGGACGCCCGACCCGGAAAGUUGAACAGCCGAUCCAAUUCCAUAUCCGACCCGAACACCAGCCAAAGCCUCGCCUCCAUCCUCAACAACCCCAAUGCCUCCGACGCCUCCUCCUGGGUCGGCUGGUGGUCCUCCUCCGCCUCCGUCUCCCCGCCCGAAUUCGCUCCUCUCGUGCCUAAAUCGGCAUCGGACUCCGUGACCCGAUCCGACUUCCAGCCUUACCUCGCCUCCGUCUCCGAUCACUACAACCGCUUCGCGGACAUCCUCAACCACGUCAAGAAGGAGAAAUCCGACGUCGACUCCAUCGGCGGCCAAGGAGAAGCCCUCGUCGCGUGCCUCCGGGAAGUCCCGGCGCUCUAUUUCAAGGAGGACUUCGCCCUGGAAGACGGCGCCACGUUCCGUUCGGCGUGCCCGUUCACGAACGUCUCCGAGAACCUGGUGCUGCAGGAGAAGCUGUCGCAUUACUUGGACGUGGUGGAGCUUCACUUGGUGAAGGAGAUCUCGCUGCGUUCCAACUCCUUCUUUGAGGCCCAGGGGCAGUUGCAGGACUUGAACGUCAAGAUCGUCGAGGGAUGCAGUCGGAUUCGAGAGCUCAAGGAGACAAUUUUGCUCUUGGAUGUCGAUUUGGUCGACUGCGCAAGGCAGAUUCAUGAUCUGAAUGAAACCAGGAGCAAUUUGUUGGCUCUGCAGCAGAAAUUGAGGCUCAUUUUAUACGUCAAUCAAGCUCUUUCGGCACUUAAACUCCUUGUUGCCUCUGCAGAUUGUGCUGGAGCCUUGGACGUCACAGAUGAUUUACAGCAUUUGCUGGAUGGGGAUGAGCUUACUGGUCUACAUUGCUUUCAUCACCUCCGGGAUCGUGUAGCUGCUUCAAUUGAAUCGAUAAAUAGCAUUCUUUCUGCAGAGUUUAUGCGUGCUUCAAUACACGAUGCCGGAGAUACAGAUGUUAUAAUUAUAUCCAGAGUGAAAGCAAGGGCAUCUAGUCUCAUGAAUGGAGAAGGAGAAGAUGGUGAACAGAUUAAGUUGGAUGAUGAAGAAACCUCCAAUUUUCAAGAUCGUCUUCUUCCUGUCAUCAUUGGAUUGCUUAGAACUGCCAAGCUCCCUUCUGUGUUGAGGUUAUAUCGUGACCAACUUACAGCUGACAUGAAGACUGCUAUUAAAAAUGCGGUUGCAGAGCUGCUUCCCAUUCUUGUUUCACGACCACUGGAGUCAGAUUUUACACCUGGAGAGCGAGUUGAUGCAGAUGGUUUUGGCGCAUCACUUGCGAGCAAGUUGAGGAGCCUGUCAUCUGAGAGCUUUAUUCAACUUUUAAGUGCUAUUUUUCUAAUUGUAAGGGCACAUCUAAUGCGGGCUGCUGAAGUGAAGAAGGCCAUUGAAUGGAUUAUGUGCAACCUUGAUGGUCACUAUGCAGCCAAUUCAGUUGCUGCAGCGAUUGCAGUUGGUGCUGCGGCUGCAGAAACAGCUCAAGAGGGUGAUGGUCAAGGUGGCUUGCUUAUGCCAUAUUCACCCCAUAGGGUUGCUACAAAGGCACUUUCAAUUCAAGGGAAAGCUAAUGAUGCAACAAGUCCUUCAAACAUCUCUAAGAAUUUUAGAGCUGAUGUGUUACGAGAAAACACAGAAGCUGUUGUUGCAGCAUGUGAUGCUGCUCAUGGAAGAUGGGCAAAACUACUCGGUGUUCGUGCUCUUCUUCAUCCAAGGUUGAGAUUGCAGGAGUUUUUGAGCAUAUAUAACAUCACCCAAGACUUUAUAACAGCUACAGAGAAGAUAGGGGGAAGGCCGGGAUUUAGCAUCAGGGGAACAAUACAGUCACAGGCCAAAGCCUUUAUGGAUUUUCAGCAUGAAUCUCGUAUGGCAAAAAUUAAGGCAGUUCUUGACCAAGAAACUUGGGUGGAAGUGGAUGUUCCUGAUGAAUUUCAGAUCAUUGUCACUUCACUAUUUAGUUCUGAAUCAUUGGUUUCCCAGAACCUGGAUGCUGUCCAAGAUAAUACGGAAACAAGUUACAAUGAGGUGGCCACAAGCAGUAAUAGUUCACAUGCAGCAGAAACGGAAUCAUCAGUUGCUGAACAGCAAUCUAAAGGGGCGGAUUCUAGUGAAACAUCUGCGGAUGUUACUGUAAAGGAGACACCAAAGUCUGAUGGAACUGAGAAAAAUAAAGCUGAUGUUGCAAAUUCUGUUGCUCAAAAUAACCAUAGCAAUAAGGAGCGAGGAAAAUCAACCUCUCAAAGCCUUUUCUACAAAGGUGUUGGUUUUCACAUGGUAAACUGUGGCUUGAUAUUGAUGAAGAUGUUGUCAGAAUACAUUGAUAUGAACAACUUUUUCCCAACACUGUCCUCAGAAGUUGUUCAUCGUAUUGUAGAAAUUUUAAAAUUUUUCAAUACAAGAACGUGUCAGCUUGUUCUUGGUGCUGGUGCCAUGCAGGUAUCCGGUUUAAAGUCUAUUACUUCUAAACACUUGGCCUUGGCAAGUCAAGUCAUCAGUUUUACGUAUGCUAUUAUUCCUGAAAUCAGGCAAAUUCUUCAAAAAGUGCCAGAGACAAGAAAGGCAUUGCUGCUAUCAGAAAUUGAUCGAGUAGCUCAGGAUUAUAAGGUUCACAGAGAUGAAAUACACACCAAGCUAGUUCAAAUCAUGAGAGAAAGGUUAUUGGUUCAUCUACGCGGGUUGCCCCAAAUUGUAGAGAGCUGGAAUAGACCUGAAGAGGCUGAUCCACAGCCUAGCCAGUUUGCUCGAUCCCUUACCAAGGAAGUUGGAUACUUACAACGUGUUUUAACUCGAACUUUACAUGAGGUUGAUGUCCAAGCGAUUUUCAGGCAAGUAAUUUUGGUCUUCCAUUCACAAAUAUCAGAAGCAUUUUCACGGUUAGAGAUCAGCACACCACAAGCCAAGGACAGGCUGCGCCGGGAUGUCAAACACAUUCUUGGCUGCAUUCGAUGUUUACCUUCGGAUAAAAUGAGCGAAUCUAGUAUUCCAAACUGGGGUCAGCUAGAUGAAUUUUUGGUGCAGAGAUUUGGCGAGGAAGCCAGUUAAAUGUUGUUGUAAAGUAGCGAAUCACUUGCUUCGUUGGAGAUGGCUAAUCAAAUUUUUGGGGAUGUCAGAACCAAUUUCGGUGGCCUAUGCAUUUCCCUUGUACAAUUUUAUUGAGGUAACCUGAGUGUUUUACAUUUUUUCUGAGAUGUAUAAAGGCAGUGUACUCAGAUCCAAAUAUUUCAAGAAGGUUGUUGAAAUUGAAACCGGAAUGUUUUUUCUGUAGCAGUCACACUUGAAUUACCAUUUGUAUUUACUAGGACGACUCAAAUCAAUGUUUUGCUCCCCUGAUUGUAAUUUUGAGUUAAAAGAUGACGACGAUUGAUUUUUUUUGGUUUUUUAGCUUAGUGAAGGGACGACGAGCAGUAUCGCUUUUGAAUUCUCGACUUCCGUCGCCGGAAUCGCAUCUAAUUGUAUCAAUAGUUGAGUCAUUUGCCUGAAUGCCAGUCUUAAAUGGUAAAUAAGAGCUUAUUUUUCAUGUACCA
Malus domestica (apple) is the source of this 3691-nucleotide messenger RNA. RefSeq names its product vacuolar protein sorting-associated protein 54, chloroplastic-like. Gene Ontology annotation, cellular component: GARP complex. NCBI's taxonomy places the organism in Eukaryota, Viridiplantae, Streptophyta, Magnoliopsida, Rosales, Rosaceae. The record is from RefSeq and is a predicted model, not a curated record. Gene Ontology annotation, biological process: Golgi to vacuole transport; retrograde transport, endosome to Golgi. Gene Ontology annotation, molecular function: syntaxin binding.